Messenger RNA from Exophiala xenobiotica, 3279 nucleotides. RefSeq lists its product as uncharacterized. Lineage: Eukaryota; Fungi; Ascomycota; Eurotiomycetes; Chaetothyriales; Herpotrichiellaceae. Gene Ontology annotation, molecular function: microtubule binding; microtubule motor activity; ATP binding. Gene Ontology annotation, biological process: microtubule-based movement. The record is from RefSeq and is a predicted model, not a curated record. The transcript is spliced from 3 exons. Bases 102 to 2954 code for a protein of 950 amino acids.
CCAGCAUCUUCACAAGAUUGGAAACCACAAGUGAAGCGGCAAUGGUGCUUAGAUGUCGCUAAGCGGCUCCCCUUCAUCAACAACAAGUCGACCUUUUCAUCAUGGCCGACACAGAGAAUUUUGUCUCUCAACUACCACAGCCCACUCGCUAUGGGCAGCCAUCGCCUCAAAAGCAGCUCACAGAGCUGAGUGCCUCAGCCAACAACUCACGCAGCGCUAUGCCUCCUCCUGGUUUCACGAACCACAAACGACAAGGAUCGAACUUACCCGAACCAGCCUCGAAGAGAAAGACUCUCGCUGAACGCGCUGGCGAACCGAUCAAAGCUACACCUGCUGCUCCGAGGUCCAAUGCACCAGUCAACUCUGCUGUCAUGGCCGCCGUCCAUUCCCGCAAUCCGUCCUCAUUCUCCCAGUCAUACAGAAGCAAUUCUUCCCAAUCGAGGAACACCUCGAACUCGACGGCCUCUUCGUUCUCAAUGAGCGUGGGCAGCGCCAUCCGGCCACCAGCAGUUCGGCCCACCUCGAACCUUGCCCGACCGAAGUCGUCACUUGCUAAAGAGAGAGGAACACGCUCGGCCAACCCGAGGCCUGCUACGUCGAUGGAUACCCGUGGAGAGACCCAGGAAGACCCUAAUAAUAAACGUAUGGUUGAUACUCCCAUUGCCCCGCUGAACUUCGCUGCCCGUGCCCCAAUGCAUCCGAUGAGGAACGCAAUCAUGGUUUUUCCCAAGAGAGACACUCGCAGCUUCUCAUCCAUAAGAGCUGCUGGCCCUCUCAUAGGUCCGCGGCCAAUUCGUCGAGAAAUGUCGAGGACCUUUUCAAUCACCACACGUAUGGCAGAGCUUUCGUUGUGCCCGGAGACUCCCAAGCCCAGGGCUCGGCCAGACAGUCCCUCAAAGCUACCUCUGCCAUCACCACGAGUCUCGAAAUUUCGAGAAAAGCCCGCCUUCAGUCCUCCGCCUUUUCCUAAGCCCACUCCGUCUCCUUGCAAAAACAAGACAGGACUCAAGCUGACCAAGUAUUCUGAUCUAGAGGUCUGGGAUCCCGAGGAACAGUACAGCAACAUGGAAAGAAUGUAUGAGGAUGUAUGCAAGCACUACAAACAAGCAAUGGACGAUAAUGUAGAAGCGAAAGAAGCCAGUCAUGCGUACAAGUCGACCAUUGCCAACUUGGAACAGGAACGGAAAGAGAUAACCGAGAACAUAAUAUCUCUUAGAUGCGAACUAGAAACAACAAAAUUCCGCCUUGAAGCUGCCGAGAGAUCAAAGCAUGAACUCCAACGAGACAACGAAGAAGAGGUCGAAGACAUCAAGCGUCAACAUCGCAUCGAGUUUGAAACCAUUCGUCAAUUACAUCGUCAAGAUACGGAGCGUCUCAAGGAAGAUCACAGAGCGGAAAUGCGGGAGUUGAAGAAGAGAUUGGAAGAAGAACUUGAAAACGAGCGAACCCAGCGAUUGCAAGCUCUGAGCCAAGUUUCGACUCAAGGAGCCCUGGAGAAGCAAAGACAUCACAUGGACAUCGAAGCCAAGGAGCAGGAAAUCAGGAACAUCAGCAUGGAGAUUGAACGAUUGAAGGCAGACCUCGUGCGGGAGAAGAUGCUCAACGAUGACCUUCGACAGAAUUUGAGCUCGGCAGGCUCUAAUGCAGCUGCGAUGGAAAGCGCUCGACAAGCACUUCAGGCCAAGAUCGAAUACCUUGAGUCGGACAGCAAAUCUCAGUCAGAAGCAUACGCAACUAUGGAAAAGAGGAUGAACGAGGCUCUUGAGAGAGCAACGGAAUGUGAAGAGAAACUUAGGAAGGAAGAAAUGCUUCGCCGAAAGUUGCAUAAUCAAGUUCAAGAACUCAAAGGCAAUAUUCGAGUGUUCUGUCGUGUACGACCUUCGAACGGAGUUGAAGGAGAAGAGACGGCCAAAUUCAACUUCCCCGAGACCGACGAAGACCCUAAAGACAUCGAAGUCAAAGGUCCAGAAGAAACAAGCAGCCUUGGAAAGGUCACCACAAAGACUCAUCAAUUCUCCUUCGACCGAGUCUUUGCCCCUGCGAGCAACAACGUCGAGAUCUUUGAGGAAAUCAGUCAACUCAUCCAGUCGGCGCUUGAUGGGUACAACGUGUGCAUCUUCGCUUACGGUCAGACUGGAUCUGGGAAGACGUUUACAAUGUCGUCGGAAGACGGUAUGAUCCCACAAGCUCUGCGCCAGAUCUAUAGCACAAGCAAAGAGCUUGAAAGCCGGGGGUGGAAAUACACUAUGGAAGGCAGCUUUGUUGAGGUAUACAAUGAAGAGCUGCGAGAUCUGCUCGGAAAUGAUGGUGACAGCGACAAGCCCAACAAGAGACAUGAGAUUCGGCAUGACAUGGCAACAUGCGAAACGACUAUAACGGAUGUGACGACGCUGACCCUCGCCAGUCAAGUGCAAGUGGAGGGCAUACUAUCCCAAGCAAUGUCGAGAAGAUCGGUUGCUGCCACAAAAGCGAACGAGCGAAGCAGCCGAAGUCACUCUGUCUUUAUUCUCAAGUUGACUGGGUCCAACUCAAUUACCGGCAAGAAAUGCAAGGGGACGCUUAACCUGGUCGAUCUUGCCGGAUCUGAACGCUUAACACACUCUCAGGUCGAAGGUGCUCGUCUGAAAGAGACUCAGAACAUCAACAAGUCUCUAUCAUGCCUUGGCGAUGUUAUCGGAGCCUUGGGACAACAACAAGCCACUGGAGGCUUCAACGGGCGCAGUAGCGUCAAUGGCGCAUCGACUGGCACCUCCGCAGGGGCACACAUCCCAUAUCGUAACAGCAAGCUAACGUAUCUCUUGCAAUUCAGUCUUGGAGGGAAUAGCAAGACUCUGAUGUUCGUCAUGGUUGCACCUGAGAAAAAGUGUCUUGCGGAAACAAUCACGAGUUUGAAGUUUGCCGACAAGGUCAGCCGGACGAGGAUAGGCGUGGCGAGGAGAACGAGUGGGAAGUAACAUCAAGCCUUGAAGGGAUGAAAGCAGGUCAGCUGCUUGAACUGUGAGAUUGGCGUUGUCUUAGCGGGCGUCUUUGUGUUUCUUCAUGAAAUGACCGCUCACGACUAGGGAAAGGGCCAUCGAUUGCCAUACACUUUGAAGCUUUUUGGACUCUAAAGCACGUUCUUGGAUGAGCUGGGGCAGUUUUGGGAAGGAGUACUGAAACGGGUAUCGGUAUCCAGAUUCAGCCGAGAGAGGCCAAUGGAGAGCUGCACUAUGUUUUGUCCACUGGGUGUCGUAUAGGACGUCCGUGAGCGACUUCAAUGAAAGCGAAUUUUCGAACUGC